This is a messenger RNA of Paramecium sonneborni, 196 nucleotides long. Lineage: Eukaryota; Ciliophora; Oligohymenophorea; Peniculida; Parameciidae. The record is from the annotation of a GenBank genome assembly.
GCAGUCUGUUCUGUAAAAUUAUUGAAAUAAAUACAAUUAUUAUUGAAAAAGUAUGGAAAGUAGCUAGUAUAUGAGUUUUAGUAAAUAAACGAUAAGAAAGUUUGAUCAGCAAAAAAAUAUGAGGAAAAAAGAGCAAUGUAAAAUUAGGGCUUUUUAUAUUAUAUUUAGGUUGUUAAAUAAUUAACUGAAGUUGUAG